Molecule: messenger RNA, 2523 nt
Organism: Paramecium pentaurelia
Lineage: Eukaryota; Ciliophora; Oligohymenophorea; Peniculida; Parameciidae
Source: the annotation of a GenBank genome assembly
UAAUGGACGAUUUUAAUGAUUUAUUCCCUGUCAAUGAUUUAUAAAGUAGUUGGAAGAAGAAGAAUCAAAAAGGAGUAUCUAUCAAAUAAGGCAAAUUUACAGAAGAAGAAAUUGAAAAAGUAAAAGAAAGUUUGAUUUCUUAUGCAUUAUCAUAAAAUUUAACUGAAGAAUAAUUUGCUGAUCUAUUUAGCAAUUCUCAAAAAACAACUAUGCCAAAAGCAUGGUUAUAGAUUGCUAAAGUACUUCCAGAGAGAUCCGUUGAUAGUGUCUAUAAAUUCAUUAAAGCUAGAUUCAAUCCAGACAAUUACUAAGGACAUUGGACUAAAGAGGAAGAAUAGCAUUUACUUUAAUUGAUUAAUUAAUUUGGUCGGAACUAUACUUAAAUAAGCAAAAUUCUAAAUAGAACACCCUAAAAUAUUAGGGAUAAAUAUAGAUAAUUGGGAGAUCAUAAUCAUGAACUUAGAGAACUAGUUUGGACUUUAGGAGAGGCAGUUCAUUUAUUAAGAUUAAUUUCAAAGAAAGUAUUAAAUUAAUUAAUAAAUUAUAGAAUAAUGCAAAUUUUAUUAAAGAUGAUUGGUUAGACACCUUAAUAUAAAAUUUUGGAGAAGAUUGGUAAGAUGUAAUACUAACAAUUCAUUCAUGUAUAUAUAUUAUUAUUAAAUUAGAAAAAAGAAGAUUUCGUAAAGGUACUUAUUAUGAAAUAUAAUAAGAGGAUACUUAAACUUAAUAAUUACUUUAAAUAAUUGAUUUGAAAAAACUUUAUUCAACAUCUCAUAAAGAUAUCCCUUGGACAAAAAUUGCUACUAAAAUUAAAACAAAAAGUCAUGAUGAUCUUAGAAAUUUUUGGAUGUAAUCUUUAAAUUAAUGGUAAUUAUAAGUCAAACUCAAAAUCGAUGAUUAAUAAUUAUUUAAUGAUAUUAUACUUUAAGAUCCUUAAGAGGAAUAAGAUAUUGAUUUUAAUUUAGUUUUAAAGCAUUUUAAUCUAACAAAAAAUGAAAAAAAAAAUGCUUGGGAAACUUUAAAAAAAAGAGUUUAAGUAAGAGAUUAACUUGAAUUUGAAGAACUUUUAACAAAAAUUAGAUAAUUAUUAAGUAAAUCAAAAAAAGAAUAAAAAUAAAAUAAAAUUGAAUAGAAAAAUCUAAAUGCAACUUCAUUUAAUAAAUUAGUAGAUGAAUUUAAGGCCUUAAAAGAGGUAUAUUGAUUAAGAAAAAUUAUUUGAAUUUAUAUUCAUUAUAAAUAAUAUAAAUUUAUAUGAUAUAUUGAGAAAACACAAAAUAAGUCAAUAAGUUCAUAGAGCACUUUAAAAACAAUAACUUAGAAUAAGGUCUUCUUAGAGAUGUGUUUAUAAAUAUACUUUAUUACCAAUAAAUAAUUUUAUUUUUUUAUAUAUACGAGAAAAUUAUUACAUAUUUGUAUUUAUCAACUUUUGCUUUUUCAUAUAUUUUCUUAUUUAGUAAUGUAUAUAUCUUCUAAAAGUAUAUAUUUUUAUUACGAAUCAUCAGAAUUUUCAACAAAAAAAAAGUUAAAUAAAAAAUAGUAUUUAAUACAACUGAAAUUACUUUUUACAAUCAUUUACCUCACAACAUAAUUUAAAAAUGGAGAAGAUUGUAUUAAAAUCUAGGAGAUGAAUACUAGACUUUAACCUAUUAAUAUCGAUUAAUACUUUUAAAAAUGGAAAAUUUUAUUAUCAUUUUAGUACAAUAAUAUACCUAAAGUUAAAGAUAGGCUAUAGUGACUAAAAAUAAGAAAUCAGAUCUCUUUUUUGAUAUUUAGAUUUUGAUCAGUUAAAUAAAUUGUGAUUUUUAAAGGCAAAGAAACGCAAAUAAAUUCAUUAAUUAAUUUUACAAAACCAAACAUACUCAAUGUAUAACUGCCCAUUUCCCUAUUCAUAGGUGUAUUACUAUUAUCCAAUGCAAACUUAUACACCAUAUAUCAUCUAUCCUUAAUAAAUAUUAGUUCAAACUUAAGUUUAGUCCAAUUAAUAAGAAGAAUCAAAUUAGAAUUGUAUUAAGAAUGUUACAAAACAACAUUUAGAAGAAACUAAACCUCCUGAGAAUUAAGAUAAUUAAGAUUUUGAUAUGUUAGAUGAACAUUCAGAUGGAAAUGAUGAAGAUUAUAGUGCAAAAGGAUUAAAUGAUAAUCAAGAAAAAAGUUAUGCUGUUAAUUAAUUGAAUGGUUCAACAAAUAUCUAGAAAAAUUAUGCAAAAGCAGUCAUCUUAUACAUUAAAUAACAAAAUGCAAUUGUAGUUUCUCAAUUAGGGGAUAAAAAAGCCCUUAAGUUCUAUCGAUUAGUAAAGAAAAUGUAAAAUAAUAUAAGAAAUUUAUCACAUAUAAGCAAAUAUACUCGAGAUGAAGAUUUCAUUAAGAUAUUUAGAAUUUUAUGGUAUAUAUAUAUAAAUAUUAGUUAGUAAUAAGUUUUUAAGAAAAGAUUGCAUCAGUUAUAUUUACAAUUCAAAAAUUUAAUAGAAGACUAGCCAUUUGAAAGGCAAACAUAUUAUUAAAAAAAACCUUUUUAAAAUCUGA